Messenger RNA from Periophthalmus magnuspinnatus, 4762 nucleotides. RefSeq names its product activating molecule in BECN1-regulated autophagy protein 1B-like. Gene Ontology annotation, cellular component: intracellular membrane-bounded organelle. Gene Ontology annotation, molecular function: protein binding. Gene Ontology annotation, biological process: autophagy. The record is from RefSeq and is a predicted model, not a curated record. Lineage: Eukaryota; Metazoa; Chordata; Actinopteri; Gobiiformes; Gobiidae.
CGGUGGCGUUAGCGGCUAGUUUCACAGCAGCUGAACCUCUUGAACCAAUGCCUUAGAAAAGAGUGAAUAAUCUGCCUCCCUUGGAUUAUAUGAAUGUUGUCCAUUGGUAUAUGUGGACGCUAUUCUUUUACUGUCACGGAUAAUCACCGAUGUUAGCGUUGGAUAGAGCUUUAAAUUCGCGGUGGCCACAUUUUCCGUGUUUGGCCGUGCUAGUUAGCCUGUUAGCAUAGUUAGCUGAUAAUGGCAGCUCAGUGGGGGAGCGAUUCCAAAAAACAAGCCUAGAGGCGGUGGAGGGGAGGGCGCGGCUGGAGCAGGACUGACCCACUCAAGAUGGCGUCGCGUCAGAGGAACUCUGUGCGGAUCCUGUCAAACAGAGAGCGAGGCUCCCAGACGCGAGGCUCCCAGAGGCUGCUGCAGCUGCUCGUGGAGGAGAAGGUCCGAUGGAUGAAAUGGCAGAGUCAGAAAGUGGAGCUGCCGGACAGCCCUCGCUCCACCUUCCUGCUGGCCUUCAGCCCCGACAGGACCCUCAUGGCCUCAACUCAUGUGAACCACAACAUUUACAUCACUGAGGUGAAGACAGGGAAGUGUCUGCAUUCUCUGGUGGGACAUCGCAGGACGCCCUGGUGCGUGACUUUUCACCCAACCAUCCCCGGGCUUGUGGCCUCGGGCUGCCUGGACGGGGAGGUGCGCAUCUGGGACCUGCAUGGCGGCAGUGAGAGCUGGUUCACGGAGAGUAACGUCGCCAUCGCGUCUUUAGCCUUUCACCCCACGGCGCAGCUGCUGCUCAUUGCCACCAACAACGAGCUGCAUUUCUGGGACUGGAGCCGGCCCGAGCCCUUUGCCGCAGUGAAGACAGGCAGUGAGACGGAGCGCGUGCGGUUGGUACGGUUCGAUCCUCUGGGACACAACCUGCUCACAGCGAUCGUGAAUCCAUCCAAUCAGCCGAGCGAGGAUGACUCGGAGGUUCCCAUGGACAGUGUGGAGAUGCCUCACUUUCGUCAGCGUUCUUUUCUGCCAUCGCAGCCUGUGCGUCGCACACCCAUCCUCCAUAACUUCCUGCAUAUCCUGUCGUCACGGUCUCCGGCUCAGGGCUCGGAGCAGCAGCGCCCCCUGGGGGAGGGGCCCUCUGGUGACUCUGCUCUGCCCCAGUUCUCCUCAGAGCGUGGGCCGUUUCCUGGCUGCACACAGCACCUGGGCCUGGUGUGUCUGUGCAGCCGCUGUGCUACAGGUCGCCCCUCUUUGGCCCCAGAGCCCUCGGGGACCCACCCUGAGCCCCCCUCCUCUUUCUCCUCUGCCCGCACCGAGCCGCGCCCUCUGCCCGAGCGGCCCUCUGCCUUUACCAGUGUUUACUACAGCGGCGCAGGUCUGUCCAGCCUGCCUCCCACGCUGCCCCCAACCCCAGGACUGGAGCCCUCCAGAGGCCCUCCAGAGUGGCCUCGUGGACCCCUGCUCCCCCCCCGCACCUCCACCUCCUCCUCCGUCAGCCUGCUCUCCGCCCUGCGACAGGACGGACGCUCAUACUACACCUCUGCCAAUGAGGGCCGUGAGAGGGACACAGGCACCAGCAGCGGGCACCACCCAUUCUGGGAGGGCGCACGGAGCUCCGCCUCCUUCAGGAAUGUGCUUCAGUGUAACUUGAGCCGCUAUUUCAUGGAGUUCGACCGCAUGUCUGAGCUGGACCCUCCGAACCAGGAGCUGCUGAACAAUAACCUGGAACCGGAGCGUCCUGGGCCCUCUGCCCCAACCAUCAUCCACUACCAACCCCCUGCGCCUCCUCCACCCCCCCCCUCUGAGGGCACCUCUGCUCCUGGGGCCAGGGGGCAUCUGAACCGCUGUAGAGCCUGCCACAACCUGCUUACCUUCAACCACGACUCGCAGCGCUGGGAGAGGACCGCACCCACUGCCUCCACCUCGGCCACGCCCCUCGACGCUCCCUCGUCGUCAUGGAGACCAGAGGAGGGUUCAGAGCGGCGCCCGGAGCCAGAGCAACCCCCUGCCCCCCCUCCCCAGGAGCAGACUGUGGGCCUUGUCUAUAACCAGGACACUGCACAGUGGGAGAGGGUCUAUCGCCAAACCUCCAGAGAGCAAGAGGCCUUAAGCCAAGAGGUGCCUGUGGACCCGCCCGAUGAGGACUCGCUCAGACGGCGGCUGCUCGAGUCCUCGCUCUUGUCUUUGUCCCGAUACGACAUGACGGGCUCCAGGGACCACCCCAUCUACCCCGACCCUGCCAGACUGUCCCCGGCCGCAUACUACGCUCAAAGGAUGAUCCAGUAUUUGUCUCGGCGCGACAGCAUUCGGCAGCGCUCACUCCGGUACCAGCAGAACCGGCUCCGGGCCAUGUCCUCCUCAGCAGACAAUCCCCAGAAUAACUCCUCCGGAUCUAUGGACAACAGUGAUGUGGACUUUGAAGAGCUUGAUGACAAUGGAGACCGAGCGAGACACAGGACGCCUCGAAACGCCCGAAUGUCUGCACCUUCGCUCGGACGAUUUGUCCCACGGCGUUUCCUCCUCCCCGAGUACUUACCCUACGCUGGAAUCUUCCACGAGAGAGGGCAGCCUGGUCUGGCCACUCAUUCCUCCGUCAACAGGGUCCUGGCUGGAGCUUCUAUUGGAGACGGGCAGUCGGCUGUGGCCAGUAACAUCGCCAACACCACCUACAGGCUGCAGUGGUGGGACUUCACCAAGUUUGACCUCCCAGAAAUCAGCAACGCCUCCGUAAACGUUUUGGUGCCAAACUGUAAGAUCUAUAACGAUGCGAGCUGUGACAUCUCGGCAGACGGUCAGCUCCUCGCUGUGUUUAUUCCGAGCAGCCAGCGCGGUUUUCCGGAUGAGGGAAUCCUGGCCAUCUACUCUCUCGCACCACACAACCUCGGAGAGAUGCUCUACACCAAGAGAUUCGGCCCUAAUGCGAUCUCCGUCAGCCUGUCUCCUAUGGGCUGUUACGUGAUGGUGGGUCUGGCCUCCCGCAGGAUCCUGCUGCCUCCCACCACCGACCACAUGGUGGCGCAAGUGUUCCGCCUGCAGCAGCCGCACGGAGGAGAGACUUCCAUCAGGAUGGUGUUUAAUGUGGUUUACCCCAUGGCUCCAGACCAGAGGCGUCACGUCAGUAUAAACUCUGCUCGAUGGCUGCCUGACCCUGGGAUGGGCCUGGCCUAUGGGACCAACAAAGGAGACCUGGUCAUCUGUCGCCCUGUGUUUUAUCGCAGUGACGGAGAGAGUCCAGCUGAGUCCAGUUCUGAGCCUCUGUUCAGUGUCAACAACAGUGGGACCAGUCGCACCAGAGGCACCGAUCGCCCCGGACCGACCCGCUCUGGUUGGAGGUUGGACCGGGACAUGGGUCUAAUGAAUGCGAUCGGUCUACAACCUCGAAACCCCGCCCCCUCAGUGACAUCACAGGGCACUCAGACGCCAAUCAUCCAGCUCCAAAACGCAGAGACUCAAACUGAGAGAGAACCGGAGCCCAGCACCUCACACGCCGCGCUCAAUGUGUCUACAGAUGCUCCCUCGACCAGUGCUGCUGCUCAGUCUUUUUCACUGGACUCUGGUUCGGAGGCAUCUGUGGAUGGGAACAACACCGCUGCUACCUCCAGCUCAGGAGAGUCUUCAGAGCUGGUGUCGGGGGAGGACGCUCUAGCGCGUAUCCGGCGUCUGAUUGCGGAGGGCGGGAUGACGGCUGUGGUCCAGCGCGAGCAGAGCACCACUAUGGCCUCGAUGGGCGGCUUCGGCAACAACAUCAUUGUGAGCCACCGAAUCCACCGCGGCUCCCAGACAGCAACAGGACACGCCCCCUCAACGACAGGCCAUACCCCCUCAACAUCAAGCCACACCUCCUCGACAAUGGGCCAUGCUUCCUCAACACCAGACCACGCCCCUUCUACUUCUAGCUAUGCCUCUUCUACUCUUGGCCACGGCCCUUCCACUUCCAGUCACACCCUUUCAACACCUGGCCACAACUCAACACCUGGCCAUACCCCUUCAACUUCUUGCCAUGCCUCUUCAACUACUGGCCACACCUGUUCAACUUCUAGCCACACCCCUUCCUCUUCUAGCCACUCCCCCUCCAUGUCAAGCCACACACCCUCUACACCAACACAUAGCCCCGCCCAUUUAAACACGCGCCACACACCUUCAACUUCUGGCAGCCCUGCCCCCUCUUGCUCAAACUCCGCCCCUUCCUCUUCUAUGGCGAUUUCCUCUGUUUAUACUUCUUCAUCAUCAUCGUCAUCUUUGCCCCGCCCCUUUUCCCAGUCUGACCAAUCACAGUCAGCAUGGGGGCCUCAGUCCUUGUUGUCAUUGGAAGAUGUAUUCGAGGGACCCACCUCUUCUGCUUCUUCCUUGUCAAACUCCUCCCCUUCCUCCCAAAGCCCCGCCCCCAGCCCUGGUCCAAACUCAUAUCAUGGCGACCCGUACAGUAGGUAGACCCAGAGAAAAUGCCGAAAGAGACGCUCGAAAUGGCGAUUACGUUACAAAAGAAUAAGCCUUAUAAUCCGGGGUUCCUACACAGAUACACGGUUGGACACUUGAUUUUAGCAGGUUCCAGGUAAAAAAAAAAAAGACUAAAAGUUUGGGGUCAUUGUAUUUAUAUAUUUUUUGUAAAUCAUAUGGUCAGCAUUUUUGGUUACUUAAUUCUGAUUUUCUAGAUCAAUUUUUGGCUUUAGACAUCUGCUUUUCAAAAUGACAGAUCUUAAAGGUGUACAGUGUAACUUUUCAUUAAAGAGCGGAUAUGCCACCUGCCUGUUUCCAUAGAUAUUUUAUUCCUUUG